Messenger RNA from Panicum hallii, 781 nucleotides. RefSeq lists its product as uncharacterized. The record is from RefSeq and is a predicted model, not a curated record. The transcript has 4 exons. Gene Ontology annotation, molecular function: growth factor activity. The coding region runs from base 66 to 497 and encodes 143 amino acids. Gene Ontology annotation, biological process: regulation of root meristem growth. NCBI's taxonomy places the organism in Eukaryota, Viridiplantae, Streptophyta, Magnoliopsida, Poales, Poaceae.
AUCAGCGGCUCCGUGCAAGACUGCAAGUUGCGAAGCUGCUGAGGAGCAAGGGUGUGGGUGGCAAGAUGAGGCGCGCAGGUGUUCUUCUGGCGCUUCUGCUCUCUUUGUCUGCGCUGUCUGCCACCGCCGCUGAAGCACACAAGGAACGAUUGGGGGAAAAUGCGGUACUGUUAACGGGCCGGAAAUGGUUGAGAGGCCGGAAGAUAAUGGCAGCUCUUGGGCAUGGAGAUGCCGCCAAGAACGAUGAGGUGGUGGAAGGAGAGGGAGCCAAGAGCACAGGAGCAAAUCAAGAGGCAGAUGCACCUGCUGCUGAAGCUGUACAUGACUCGGGUAAUAGGAGCAAGGGACAUGCCAUGUUUCCGGCACCAAGGCAAGGCGACACGGCUGCCGAGGCCCCUGAGGUCCUCGGCAUGGAUUACAACUUCAAGCUGGAUGCCCGUCACCACCGACCCAUCAACAACGACGCUCCGCUGGACGAUCUCGCCAAGAAGCCCUAGGUAUUGUAAAUCUCGGGCAGAGCUCCUGAAGCAUGACACAGGCUGGGUCCUCUUGCUUUAUAGAUACAUCUAACCACAGUAGCCAUUAGCUAAUGGUUAGCUUAGCUAGUUAGGAGCUCGCUCUACAAGCCACAUGUAGCCCGUUCUUGGCACUCGUGGACCCAUCUGAGUUCACUGGAACGGGCAGUUUUGGUUGUAAUGUGCUUGGAUCGAGAGCAUCUGUAAUUUCUCAGCAGAACUUCUGAAGUUGCAGACAAUAGAGGCUGAUGGUGAUCUUCAGGUAA